AUGGACAGCGUUCCAGCUGCAAGAGGCGGAACCUGCAGGUGGCUUACCCUUGGAGCAGGUCGUUUCCCUCUACCCGGUCAUACCAACCGCUGGCGGAAAUUUCACCGGAUAGGUUACUGCCUCCCCGGCAUCUGGUCGUGGGCCGCGGUUGUUCUGAUCUCGGGUAUCGCCGCCUUUACAGCUACGCUGACCUUCCUCGCUCUCAUCGAUAAUGCAGUCAUGGAGACCACCGCAUUGCUCACGAAGCAACCAGCCGUGUUAUCUUCCAUGGUGAUACCAGAAAUGCCGAGCCCGGACAUGAUACCCUUGGAAACACUGACACUGAAUGAUACGGACACUCCUAUAAAAAGGAGUUGAAUGUAUUUAUAUUUUUUUCUUUAUCGCGCAUUCCAAAAAGACA
This is a messenger RNA of Dermacentor silvarum, 400 nucleotides long. RefSeq lists its product as uncharacterized. The coding region runs from base 1 to 357 and encodes 118 amino acids. NCBI's taxonomy places the organism in Eukaryota, Metazoa, Arthropoda, Arachnida, Ixodida, Ixodidae. The transcript is spliced from 4 exons. The record is from RefSeq and is a predicted model, not a curated record.